CACCAGCCGCUCCCGGAAAGGGCAACGGGAAGCCUAGAAAGCUGUUUGAGUCACUGCUACUCUAGCUUAAUUUUUACCGUUAUUUAGUUUUUGAAACAGAAAAAACUUCUUUAGUCUUGCCAUUAAGUGGCAGAAUUUUGCAGCCGUUUUUUUCAGUUACUGCUUAGAGUUUAUGUGCUGGGUCUGGUAGCUACUUAUGAAAGCAAACUAGAGCGCCGCGGAGGGUCAAGAAUUUGAACUGGACUCAACUUAAGAUCUGUAUACUCUUUGAGAUAAUGCGCAGUGAUUAAAAAACCCCUUUUCACUGAGAGAAGAAACAGCAAGUGGUGAAGUCAAGAAAUGGCUCAAGGAACAGUGAGCAGAAUGAAUACAUCCCUGGAGCAGAGUGGCUGCUGCAGUAGUAGAGAGACACUUCUGAGGUGCAGUGAUGCCAGGAGGGAGCUGGAGCUCGCGAUUGGUGGAGUCCUCCGGGCCGAGCAGCAAAUGAAAGAUAAUCUACGAGAGGUGAAAGCUCAGAUUCACAGCUGCAUUAGUCGCCACCUGGAAUGCCUUCGCAGCCGCGAGGUGUGGCUCAACGAGCAGGUGGAUCUCAUCUAUCAGCUGAAGGAGGAGACGCUGCAGCAGCAGGCUCAGCAGCUGUACUGGCUAAUGGGCCAAUUCAAUUGUCUUAUUCAUCAACUGGAGUAUACCCAGAACAAGGAUCUUGCCAAUCAAGUCGCUCUGUGCUUGGAGAGACUGGGCAGUUUGACCCUUAAGCCUGAAGAUUCUACUGUCCUGCUCUUUGAAGCAGAUACAUCUGCCCUGCGUCAGACCAUCACCACGUUUGGGUCCCUCAAGACCAUUCAAAUUCCUGAGCACCUGAUGGCUCAUCCUAGUUCUUCAAGUGUCAGGCCUUUCCUGGAGAAAAGAGGUUAUACCCAGGUGCCAGAGCAGAAGUCAGCAUCCAGCGGCACAGCUGUUUCUCUCAGUGAAUGGCUUCUUGUAAGCAAACCUGCCAUUGGUCCUCAGGCUCCAUACGUACCCAGUACCAACCCACAGGACUGGCUCACCCCAAAACAGACCUUGGAGAAUAGUCAGACUUCUGCCAGAAUCUGCAGCGAUGCCUGGGGCAAUCUGAAGGGCUUAGAAAACUGGCUCCUUAACAGUCAGCAACAAGAAAUUCCUGGAAAACCAAGUUCCUCAAAAUGUAAUAGCCACUGUAGCACCAGUUCUUUCUCUACUGAAGAUGAGAAGGUUGAAGAUGUAGCGGUCCUUGAUCAAGACGAGCUGGACCUGUCCGAUUGGUUGGUGACUCCUCAGGAACCCCGUGACCUGGAGAAGCCUGUGAAUGGCCGCUCUGACACCAGUGAGAAGUUUAAACUCUUGUUCCAGGUGUUCAGAGAGCCCUACAAUGUGAAUGAUUGGCUUGUCAAGCCUGACUCCUGUACCAACUGUCAGGGUAACCAGCCCAGAGGUGUGGAGAUUGAGAACCUGGGCAAUCUGAAAUGCCUCAAUGACCACUUGGAGGCUAAGAAGUCAUUGCCAGUCCCCGGCGUAAUCACCGAGGGCUGGCUUGUCCAGAACCAUCAGGACACAUGUAAAGUAGAGGAAGUCUGCAAAGCCAACGAGCCCUGCACCAGCUUUGCAGAGUGUGUGUGUGAUGACAGCUGUGAGAAGGAAGCGAUGCAUAAGUGGCUUCUGAGGAAAGAAGGGAAGGACAAGAAUGGAAUGCCUGUGGGACCCAAAUCUGAGUCUGAGAAACACAGAGAGUCCCUGUCUCUGUGGCUUUGCCCUUCUAGAAAUGAGCUAACAGAACACGCUAAGACACCCAAGACUACGGCUCCUGCUAGAAUUGCUGACUCCUUCCACAUCAUAAGGAAUAGCUCCUUGUCAGAGUGGCUUAUUGGGCCUACAUGCAAAGGAGGAGGCCCCAAGGAAGUGCCCAGUAUGGAGGAGAGAGCUAGCAAAGAAAUGCUUAAAAGCCCCAUGGCCACUUACUGGCGUCCUUUUAACACUGCUGACUGGGUCUUACCAGGAAAGAAAGUGGGAAACCUUAGCCAGUUCUCCUCGGGAGAAGAUAAGUGGCUACUUCGAAAGAAGGCACAGGAAGUAUUUCUUAAUUCACCCCUACAAGAAGAACGUAACUUUCGCUCAGAUUGUUACGGCCUCCCGGCAGUUUGUGAUCUCUUUGCCUGUAUGCAGCUUAAAGUUGAUAAGGACAAAUGGCUGUACAGAGCCCCUCUUCAGAUGUGAAGAGUGGAUACUAGAGUGGAGCAUCUUCCCUGCAGAUUCUCGCACAUCGUGAGCUGAGUGACCGUGACCUGCCAACCAUUGUGCAUUCCAGGCCUGACUAGUCGGCUUAGUUCCUCUCCUGCUUAGUUUUGAACUAGUAAACAGAAAUCAUAAACUGAGUUAAGUCUGUGAGUUGAGGCUUGAAGUGAAGGUGAUUAUUCUUAUGGAAGCAGUAACUUGAUUGACUCCCAUAGUAGAAAUCGCAUCCUGGUCCACAGGCCUUUACAGCUUCUGUAACAAACACUAGUUUUAAAAGUGAAAUAUUUCUACAUCAAGUGUGUUAAUGUGUUCAAGGUAGUAAAGCUCUCUAGCUUUCGUCCUUUAGCUGUCUCUCCUGUCACUGGCUCCUAGUGAUUUGGAAUUUUUUUUUUUUUUUUUUUUGGUUCAGUUGAUAUAUAGAAUAUUUCACACAAAUAAUUAACCUUGCCAAUACAGUAUAUUUUUCCCUACUGAAUGUCUAUUAGUUACAUUGCAAUUUUGAUACUCACCAGAUAUUUAGCCUACAUGUCAUUUCUAACAUUUCUCUUUGAAAAGAAAAGUUGCCUUUAUUUCUUCCCAAGUAUCCAGUAAGCUCUUUGAAAGGACUUACCGUUUCAGGACCACUCUUAGGGCAAUCAGAGCCCCCUAAAGUCCUACAAACCUUGGCUUUAACUAAGGAGCCCUAGGCCAACUAAAGCAGAAGUAAAAUGUGCUAGGAAUGAAUGUAGUACCUGAACUACUCAUCGUCCUAAGGAUUUAUUGGUGCGUCCUGUGGAAGUGGAAGCUGAGCUUGACACCUGGUGCUCUUAACUAGGGAUACAGUCCAUGUCCUGUCACUUCAAGCACAGCAUCCUGAACCUCCAAAAGUACAGUGCAGUGACGUCUUGAUUAACAGGCUGUGCUCAAUACUUGUGCCUUGGAGUGUUUCCCUGAAACUUCACAGAACUGACAUCCUUGGGUUAUGUCUGUAUUUUAGAAAGGAGAGUAGCAGGAUUGAUCUUUUACAAUUCUUCAGGAUAGCAGCUGCUUUCUAAGCUUUGAACUAUUAAUAUUAAGCCUCUGAAUUGCCUAUGCUAUUGGAAGUACUUUUGGGAGAAUUUUAUGGUUCUUCCCACAGUGACAUUACCAUAGAGCUUUACUAAAGCUCCAAAUCAUAGCUGAAAAGAGCUCCAUAUUUUCUUACGUCCCCCCCAGAUGCCACUGAGUAUUAAAACGUUGGUAGGUAAAAACAAUUUUAAGGAGCCUUUCCAACAUUUUAGGUUGCGGGGAACUUUGUGGUUUCUUUUUUGAGGUCUAACACACUGUAUUUCACAUUAUUAAAACAUAAUUUUAAGUUAAUCACUAUUGCUAAUGUUAUAUAAAACUUUCUUUUGCAUUGAUAAGUUUUAUAUCUCCAUUAAAAGCAUAAUUGCCACAUCACA
Messenger RNA from Rattus rattus (black rat), 3671 nucleotides. RefSeq names its product nuclear receptor coactivator 4 (gene Ncoa4). Gene Ontology annotation, molecular function: transcription coactivator activity. The transcript is spliced from 10 exons. NCBI's taxonomy places the organism in Eukaryota, Metazoa, Chordata, Mammalia, Rodentia, Muridae. Gene Ontology annotation, biological process: intracellular iron ion homeostasis; response to hormone. The coding region runs from base 340 to 2232 and encodes 630 amino acids. The record is from RefSeq and is a predicted model, not a curated record.